AUGGCUUGUGACCCGGGCCAAGAAUGCUAUAUGGAGCCUGGCAGCACCUUUGCCAAACCAAUAUGUCACUUGAAGUGUGGCCCGAACGAAGCGCUAAGCACUCCCGGAACUACAACAAAAGCACGCACUCCUGGAACUCCAACAACGGCACGCAAUGCUCGAACUUCCGAAACUCCAACAACUGCCACGCCGACAUGUUGCGAGAACGAGAUGCUGAAACGAUGCAGUGGCUGUGAGGCGACGUGCGCUUUCCCGGACGGGCGUCCGAAUUGCGUCCCGAAUUGUCAACAAGCGAAAUGCGAAUGCAAGCCGGGCUUCGUUCGGUGCCCGAUCAGUGGGCGAUGCAUUUGCGCGUCACUGUGUCCGAAGAACUCGUGCCCGCCGAACGAGGAUUGGAACAGUUGUCCAACGUGUGAGGCCACUUGCACUAACUUGAAUCCGAUCUGCCCAAUGGUGUGCAAGACGCCGGCUUGUCAAUGUUGCAAGGGCUACGUUCGGUGCCCGAUUUCCGGUCGCUGUGUCACCCCGGCAUCAUGUCCCAAAAUCAACCCAUUAACCCACCCGAAAGUGCGAGUGGCGGCUCAAAUAAUGCCAAGAAUGGUUCAAGUCCAACAACCAGUCUCCCAGAAGCAACCUGCUGCUCUAAAGAAAUCUAUCCCGAAAUUCGUGGUUCAACGACAAGCCCCAGUUGGU
Messenger RNA from Mesorhabditis belari, 693 nucleotides. The record is from the annotation of a GenBank genome assembly. Lineage: Eukaryota; Metazoa; Nematoda; Chromadorea; Rhabditida; Rhabditidae.